UAAACAUCUGUAGCCGCUGAAACGGCUCAUCCUGUUUCCAACUAACAUGAUAGACACGUCAAAAGGAGAACAUUGAUUAUAUAUAGAUAUCCCUGAACAUCCGGUUCGAAAUGAAAAAACGUAAAUUUGACGUUUUUUAAAUGAAGUCUGGUCUCGUGCUGCCAAUCUCGAAUAAUCUCGAAACAACCCGCGAGGCUUCAGCCUGUGUUUUGUUUUUAAGCCGUUUUAGAGUUAAAGGCCGAGUUCAUGAGUUUCUGUUAGUUGGAGCAUAUUUGACCUGAACAGGAAACAUUCGUACCGGAAUGCGGGUCUCCCAGGUUUCGGCCCGGCUCUACCUGGGCGAUCUGGACUCGGCCCUGAACGCGGCCGUGCUGACCAGCAGGAAUGUCUCGCUCAUUAUCAACGCCAGCGGGCUGCCGGACCUCCCCUACCCCGCGCCCGAUGGCCUGCAGGUCCUCCACGUCCCAGUCCAGGACCGGCCCCAUGCCCAGCUGGGCCAGUACUUUGACCCGGUGACGGAGCGGAUCCAGCAGAACCAGGCCGGGUCCACUCUGGUCCACUGCACAGCGGGUCGGAGCCGCUCCGCAGCACUGGUCAUGGCUUACCUGAUGAGAUCUGAAGGCUUCAGCCUGCGUCAGGCCCACGAACUGGUUCUGGAGCGCCGGCCGUUUAUCCGACCCAACGCCGGGUUCUGGAGGCAGCUCAUGGAGUACGAGAGGGAGCUGUUGGGUCGGAACACGGGGUGUUAUCCAGAAACACGUCCAGAACCAGCGGGAUCCGGGUCCGUCCUCAGGGAGAAGCUGCUGCUUGAGAUUAAACCAGAGCCAACUGCUGUUCAUUCAGACGUUCUGCUGUUAGAACCACCAAAAUGGGCCCAACACCAAAAUAUUUUGUGAAGAAAACCAGGCUAGGACGUGCCUGGUUCUGACCCGACUGGGCUCGGUCGGUACCGACUCACCUGGGGA
Poeciliopsis prolifica (blackstripe livebearer) is the source of this 965-nucleotide messenger RNA. Its product is annotated as dual specificity protein phosphatase 14. Gene Ontology annotation, cellular component: cytoplasm. Lineage: Eukaryota; Metazoa; Chordata; Actinopteri; Cyprinodontiformes; Poeciliidae. Gene Ontology annotation, biological process: protein dephosphorylation. The record is from RefSeq and is a predicted model, not a curated record. Gene Ontology annotation, molecular function: protein tyrosine/serine/threonine phosphatase activity. Bases 303 to 896 code for a protein of 197 amino acids. The transcript has 5 exons.